CGGAGCGGACGAUGCGGCGCCACCUCCGCGCGGGGGGGACUGCGCUGCUCUGCUCGGCCCUGGGCCUGUGCCUCCUCCUCCUUUACGUCUUGCAAGAAACGGCCGAGGCCCAGGAAGGACUUGGGGCGGCGGGAGGCGCGGCGCACCGGCCCCGGAUGGCGUUGCAAACCGACGCUCGGCCGGUCAGGGAAGCGGGCCCGAGGCCGGACAGGUGUAAGGAUUUGUCUGUGUCUUUCUGGAAUCCGUAUUGGAUGCUGCCCACUGGUCUUUGCGCGGUGAACUGCUUUUGGGAAUCUGCGUUUAGACAUGGAGCAAGACGGUACCCUGCAGCCUCAUCAGAAAACAACUUGGGGCGGAUGCAUCUGGCCGUGGUAGCUUGUGGAGAACGAUUGGAGGAAACUCUAACUAUGUUGAAGUCUGCAGUUUUAUUUCGUCAGAAACCACUUCAUUUCCACAUCUUUGCAGAGGAUCAACUGCAUGAUAAAUUCAAAGGCACAUUGGAAUCGUGGGAAAUACCAUUCAAUCAGAAGUUCAGUUACACUAUCUACCCAAUAACAUUUCCAACUGAGAAUGUAGGCGUGUGGAAGAAGCUGUUUAAACCCUGUGCUUCCCAGAGACUCUUUCUACCUUUGAUCCUCAAGGAGGUGGAUUCUUUGCUGUACGUGGACACAGAUAUUCUUUUUUUACGCCCAAUGGAUGACAUAUGGGCAUUUCUGGAAGAGUUCAAUCAUACUCAGAUUGCUGCAAUGGCUCCAGAACAUGAGGAACCACGGAUUGGGUGGUAUAAUCGAUUUGCCAGACAUCCAUAUUAUGGAAAGACUGGUGUCAACUCUGGAGUUAUGUUAAUGAACAUGACACGUAUUCGGAAGCAAUACUUCAAAAAUGAUAUGACUGCAGCUCAGCUAAAAUGGGAAGAUUUGCUUCUACCGCUGUUGAAGAAAUACAAGUUGAACAUAACCUGGGGAGACCAAGAUUUACUGAAUAUUGUCUUCCACUACAACCCAGAAAGCCUAUUUGUUUUUCCAUGUCAAUGGAAUUAUCGUCCUGACCACUGUAUGUAUGGCAGUAACUGCAAAGAAGCAGAAGAGGAAGGAAUCUUUAUUCUUCAUGGGAAUCGUGGGGUUUACCAUGAUGAAAAGCAACCAGCCUUUCGGGCCAUCUAUGAAGCAAUACGAGAUGUAAGUUCUGUGCCCAGAAAUAUAGGUCUCAAAAUGUGGAAAUACUUAAUUACCCUUAUUAGAAAUGAUGCUGAAGGAAUCCAUUUUAACACAGCAAAAAUCCAUUGCCUAAAAUGUAGUCAGUGCAACUUCUGCCAAAUCUGGUGCUGUUCUGUUUUAGCAGGAAGUUUAUUUGAGUAAUUCCAAACGUUACAGUUUUCCUAUGUUGAAAUAUCAUGCUGAGGCAGUUAUUUUUCACCAAAAAUCAAUAAUAAUGGCCUUGUAAUUAGUGUAAUGCACAUAGACCCAUUUUUUCUUCCUUUGUUACAGCAAUGUAACAUCAAUUAAGGCACUGCUUCAACAAAUAAUGAACUUCUGAAAGUGUACAAUUCUCCGUUCAAUAUGUGCAGCAGCUGUGAACUUAAUUUGGUCUGUUGUAAUAAACCAUAAUACUCAGUAAACUGGUACAAAGGAAGAUGGUGAAAUUCCAAAUAUUAGGUGCACUUCUCUGUAAAUCUGUAUUUUCAUCUGAUCAGAUAUUNAAAGCUUGUAUGCUUCUUUUAAAGAAAUUACCUUUGUAAAUCAUCUUAAUUUGCAUUAUUUUUGCAAUAAGAUUAUGGUAUUGACCAAGAUUACUGUAAUCUGCAAAGAAAUAAUUGGGGAAUCUCAAGAAUUUAAUGCAAAUGCUUGGUGUAGUGCUUCAUGGAGGCUUCAGUGUAUGUCCUCAAAGGUAAUAUUGUAACAUAAUGCAGCAUUUUCAAUAUUUGGAUUUAAUGCAUUGUUAAAAUAAGAAAAUGCUGUUGGCUGCCACCCCAUGUUUCUGAUGUUCCUGUUUUAAGGUUUCCGAUGCUACUAUCUGUAUUAAGGAGAUUGUUCACUCUGCUCACAGAAAUAGUAGAUUUAGGAAACUGCAAUGGGAAGUAUGGCUAACCAAGGGUUUCUCAUACCUCCUCUUUCACAAUAGGUAUGAUAGCAACUCAGCCACUUGGCUCUAUCCGCUCCAGAAUGUAACAUUUUCAGUCAUUGGCUGCGAGGCUCCAAACCACAGCGAGAGCUUCCACUGAGCCAGCCUCAGAGAGAUCCGACUCUUUCAUUUUGAAAGCCAGAAAAGCAGUAUUUUGGCUACACAUUUGCCUGUCAGAGUUGGGGAAGUUGUGCUUGUUGGGUUGGCACAUGCUAAAACAUUAAGCUGUCAUUUUAAAGUGCUUUGCACGCUUAGUGACUUGUGUAAACUUCAGGAAAUUUGAUAUAAUGUUUUGCAUAACAGUUAAGAAUCAGAAUCGAACUUCUGGGACAAAAAAGAUAAUUUAUGUUUGAUCACAGAAAAUUUGCAAACAGUUGAUUAUACAACACCACCACCAACAAAAUUACAUUUAUAGAGCGCCUUUCACGUCGGGAGGACGUCCCAAAACGCUGAUUAUAGUUCUGUUGUAAGCUUCCACUGCUUUGUCUUAUCACUUGAAGAUUGUCUAAAACUCGAUGAAAACAAAGGAAAAAAAAUCGAUAUGAGCUGGUGCAUCAAUGCUGUUUGCAAUUUACAUAAUAGAAAUGAAGGUAUCUACUGUUCAGGAGUUGAACUAUUGAUUGCAGGCGAUCAUUUGUCCUGUGAGUGUCAUAAAAGCAAUGCACACAAAGUGCUUUCAUUACCAAGUACAAUUUCCUUGAUGAUACUGUUUUGUGUUCUGUGUAUAUCAGCAAUGAAGUCAGAAUAUGUGAACACUGAAAAGAUUAAGGAAAUUACAAAGAAUAUGAAAUAAUUUAUUAAAGAAAUUGGUGCUUUUCGCAAAAUAAAGGCUGUGAAUAACCAAUUAUCACAUGGAAAACAAUGCUAUACAAUACAAAUUUAUAUUUAUACAGCACCUUUCACGUUCAGACUACAUCCUUGUCUGAACGUGAAAAACUUGACAGUCUUUGCUUGGCCCCCGAGCUGGGUUAUUUAUUGACUGAGGCACACGGUACAAUGUGUAAAAUGAUAAAUGCACAUUUAAGAAAUUGUAAUAAAAUGGAUUUUUCAAGAU
Molecule: messenger RNA, 3175 nt
Organism: Callorhinchus milii (elephant shark)
Lineage: Eukaryota; Metazoa; Chordata; Chondrichthyes; Chimaeriformes; Callorhinchidae
Product: glucoside xylosyltransferase 1
Exons: 7
Coding region: 12-1358 (448 amino acids)
Biological process (GO): protein O-linked glycosylation via N-acetylgalactosamine
Molecular function (GO): UDP-xylosyltransferase activity
Source: RefSeq, a predicted model, not a curated record